Molecule: messenger RNA, 642 nt
Organism: Meloidogyne enterolobii
Lineage: Eukaryota; Metazoa; Nematoda; Chromadorea; Rhabditida; Meloidogynidae
Source: the annotation of a GenBank genome assembly
AUGUUCUUUCAAAAUAAAUUAACAACAUUCAUUAUUUUUAAAAUUCUUGCUUUUUCCUCCAUUGGCGAUUUUUAUUCUUCCCCAACACAAUUUUGUGAUCAAACAAGUGAAUGUUUGCUCAAAAUACGUCGAAUGGUACAGGACACAAAUCGCUUUUGGUUUGGAGACCAAUGGCGAUAUUAUUGUGGACAAAAUCAAAUAAAAGAGAGGCAAAGACAUAUGAAGAAUACUCUAGAUUGUUUAAAUCCAACAGAAUUGGCACCAUUCACUAGCCUCGGAAACCGUCUUUUUCGAGUUCAUACAUUCACCCUGGAUUAUUUGGCCAAUUUACGAAUUUUUCCACAAAUGCAUUUUCGACCACGUUCAGGUCAUUAUCGUGCAUGUUCUCACAAUUUUGAAGUUAACAUCACUGAGGAUGAUCGUAUUUUUGGACUUCCAGGUCAUCCCCUCGCACGGCCAAUUCCCUCAUUCCAAGCUCAGUUACCUCCAAAUCUUAAUUGGCCUGAAUUACAUGCAAAUCAAUCAUUGGUUAUUUUAAUGUUAGACCCAGGAUGGGGUCGUUUACUUUAUUUGGCUAUUGACUUUCCUAUAAAUACAAAGGUGAUUUAUAAUACAUCUCUGGUAAAAAAUAUUUUACACUAA